UGUAAAUAUUUCAUCGAAACUUUGGUUUCAGACAAGAUAUAUUUUUAUAUAAAUAAAAGUCAAUACUUUUAAAGAUGUAAAACUGUCGUACAUGUCACCACCGAAGAACUAGAAGUUGAGUUUGAGUCAAAUGGCGGAAUUGGGACGGAUUUAUCUCCAAGAUUGAGGUUGAGAAGAGGUUUAAGGAGAUGUAGGAGCUGGGCUUGAUAUCAUGAGCUUGCGAUGGAUCCUUCUUUUGAUGAUAAUUGCACUCUCAUGUCAGGCGUUACAUCCAAGGCCGUAUAUUUUGUUCGCCAACAGGAAGGAUAUCCGUUUAAUGGAAGUGAAAGACAACCAGAGAAAAGUUGCAACCAAUAUCAUCGUAAAGAAUUUAGAAGACGCCGCAGCUCUAGACUACUUCCUGGAGUUAAACCAGGUGUGCUGGUCAGAGAUCAACAGAGAGGUGAUCAGAUGUGCGGAAAUAGAUCCUAGAUCCCGGGGUAAGGUUGCGAAGAGAGAUAUUGUCUCAACAGGACUUAUUAAACCUGAAGGUCUGGCCUGUGAUUGGAUUAACAACAAGAUCUACUGGACUGACAGUGAUACUAAGCGAAUUGAGGUUGCCGGGUUAUCAGGACUGGAUAAGGAUCGAACCGUCCUGGUAUGGGAUAACUUGGAUCUACCCAGAGCUAUUUCUGUCGAUCCUAUCUCCGGGUUCAUGUUUUGGUCUGAUUGGGGCGAAUAUCCAAAGAUAGAAAAAUGUGGUAUGAACGGAGACCCUGAGACAAGAAAGAUUCUAGUGGAUAAUGACCUGGUCUGGCCCAACGGGAUCACCCUGGACUAUGUAGAAAAGAGAGUGUACUGGGUAGAAGCACAACUCUCCUAUAUCGCCAGCGUAGAUUGGGAGGGAAAUAACAGAAAAACUGUUUAUAUCGGAGACAGGAUCAACCUUCCUCAACCCUUUGCAAUUAGUUUAUUUUCCGAUGUUCUGUAUUGGACGGACUGGGAUACAAACUCUCUUCAUCUCUACAAUCAGUCGGAGAACGUUGCUUCCAAGCUCAAAAUAAAGGGAAACCUUUCUCCCAUGGACGUCAGAGUAUUUGAACCAACAAGACAACCGCCCGGCGAUUCUCCAUGUCGUGUCAAUAACGGCGGUUGUUCUCAUAUUUGUUUGGCAGCUCCUUAUAAUCCAAGAUUCUCUUGUAAAUGUCCAACCGGACUAAAGAUGAUUGAUUCUACAACAUGUGCAGACUCCAGUAGUGAAAUAUUAUUGCUGGCAGCUAGAGAAUAUAUUAUUAAAGUAUCCUUGGAUACUCCGGACUAUACAGACAUUCUUAUUCCUUUAAAAUCUGUGGUGAACUCUAUAGCUAUUGACUACGAUCCUACCUCGAACCGAGUGUUCUGGACCGAUCUUGCAGACGAUCAAAAACAAGCUAUCAGAAGCGCAAAACUUGACGGAACUAACGAGACGAACGUUGUUGUGAGCGACGUCAAUCACCCAGACGGUGUGGCGGUUGACUGGGUGGCCGGGAACCUGUUCUGGACGGACAGUGGAACGGAUAGAAUUGAAAUCUCCAGGUUGGAUGGUUCCAGCAGAAGGGUUCUAAUCUCCGAGGAUCUAGAUGAACCUAGAAGUAUUGUACUAGACCCUAUUAACGGUUGGAUAUUUUGGAGUGACUGGGGCAAACAGCCGAGGAUUGAACGAGCCUGGAUGGACGGCCGAAGUCGGGAGGUUGUUGUAAACACUGAGUUAGUUUGGCCAAACGGUAUUGCUCUCGAUAUCGCUAGAAAGAAGUUGUAUUGGUGUGAUGCUAAGAUGGAUAGAAUUGAGAUGGCCAACAUGGAUGGAACUGAAAGAUCUGUGAUCAUAGAUAGAGAUCUCCCUCAUCCAUUUGGGUUCACUCUCCUUGGGUCUAAAAUCUACUGGACGGAUUGGCAGGAUCGGAAUAUCCAAAGUGCAAACAAGGUAAACGGGAAGGAUCGGAGAAUUCUUGUUUCACACCUAGAUGAUCUCAUGGGAUUAAAAGCUGUGUCAACUAAGCCUGAUCACCAGAUUUCAAAUCCUUGUAGUUUAAAAAAGUGUUCCCAUCUGUGUUUAAUGACGCCGGAGGGAGCAAUCUGCUCCUGUCCUAACGGAUACGAGUUGACAGCUGACAAUCGAUCUUGUGUUGUUCCUGAAGCGUUCUUGUUGUAUACAAGGCGAGAUGAUAUUCGGAGAAUCAGUGUUGAAACCCCGAACACUAAUAUUCUCAUCCCUGUGAAGGGAGUAGAAGAGGCGAGUGCUUUAGAUUAUGAUCUGGAGAACGGAAUGAUCUACUGGAGUGAUAUAAAAUCCAAGACAAUAUCAAGAGCGUUCUUGAACGGCUCCAAUCAGGAGAUGAUUGUAGAGUUCGGAUUGGAUUUCCCAGAAGGAUUAGCUGUGGACUGGAUCUCGGGUAACCUUUACUGGGCGGAUGCCGGAGUAGGACGGAUCGAGGUUGCAAGGUUGGACGGAUCCAAUCGGAGAGUUCUUCUCUGGGAGAAUAUAGACAAUCCCAAGAAUAUUGUGGUUGAUCCUGAACACGGAGUUAUGUACUGGUCAACCUGGGGACAGAUUCCUUUAAUAGAGAUAUCUCUCCUGGAUGGUUCGGAGAGAAGGAACCUGGUGGAAGGGGAGGGGAGACCGACAGGAUUAACUAUAGACACAUCUAACCAGAGAUUGUACUGGGCGGAUCAGGUGUCGGAGCAACUCAAGGUUCUUGAUCUUCUCUCUCCUUUAGGUAAAAUAUCCGUUCUUGUAUCUGAGGGUCAACCCUAUGCUCUGACCGCCUUCAAGAACCAUCUUUACUGGACGGAUUGGAAACUCCAGACUAUAUCCAAAUUAGACCUGGAGAACCCCGAAACCACCACGAUCGUCCACACCGGUGUAGAUUACGUCAUGGAUAUCCUAGCCUACCAUCUCACUUCUUCUAUCCCGGAAUCCGGUUGUAAGAUGAAGAACUGCUCCGGGUUGUGUAUAGGGAAGGUUGUGGAGAAGAAGCUGGACGGGUUCUGCUCCUGUCCGUCCCACUACACCCUGGCAGGAGACGGAGUUUCAUGUAUUGGACCUCAAUCCUUCCUGCUCUUCAGUCAACGAAACAAAAUCUCCCGACUUCUUAUUGAUCCCAAGCAUCCUGAGGAAGUUCCUGAUAUCGUUCUGCCGAUCAAACGUGCACGAUCAAUUCAAUCAAUUGAUUACAAUCCACUGGAUGAGAUGAUUUACUGGAUUGAUCAAGGAAAAAGAGAACAGCCCUCUAGACAGAUAAUCAGAAGAUCCAGGGAUACCGGAGAAACAGAUCGUCUGGGAUUGUUCGAUAAAGCUGAUAAAUUCGUCCCGUAUGAUAUAGUGAUUGAUCCUUAUACUCAGCUCUUAUAUUGGACUUGUGAGCAUACAAACUCCAUUAACGUGACAAGGUUGGUUGGAUCUGAUUUAACACCACUUGGACCUUUAUUUGUUGGCGGGGGAAGCAGUUACCCUCGACUCCUAGCAAUCAAUCCUCGUAAACAGCUUCUGUUCGUAUCCAUGUCCGGGGAAUCUGCUGGGGAAGCCAGGAUUGAUAUGUUCUCCCUGAUUUCAGGAGAACAAACUCAAUUGGUUAAUUCGUCCUUGAUUGAUGUGACCGCCCUUGCUGUUGAUCUUGAUACUAAUCAAGUUUUCUGGGCGGACAGAGGUUCCAAGAAACUUGAGAGGAUCAGUGUACAGGAUAUGCAGAGAAGAGAUCUAAUUACAGAAGGGAUUGUGGAGCCCGUGGGUCUAGCUGUUCAGGGAAGCUGGUUGUAUUGGGCAGAUAGGGAUCAGGCUAGUAUUGUCCGGGUUGAUAAAAUUACGGGCACUUCGCGUCAAACCAUUCUUAGCAGAGUAGCUCGACUCUCUGCCCUUGUAGCAGUAUCUCACAUUCCCGGAGAGAUACUGAAAUCCCAUCCCUGUCAUGAUCAUGAUGAACAUGGCUGUUCUCAUUUCUGUUUCCUAGGAUCAGAGAACAAGGUUAAAUGCUCCUGUCCUGUUGGUUUAGCUCUACUAGAUGAUCAGAAAACCUGCGGAUCUCCCUCCUGUAAACCCAACGAGUUCACAUGCAGUGGUAAAGGUCCAUCUGGAGAAGGAACGAUGUGUAUCCCUAUGACCUGGAGAUGUGACGGUCAACCUGAGUGCGGAGAUAGAUCUGAUGAGUUGAACUGUCCUGAGUGCGGACCUACUCAAUUUAGAUGUCAGCGAGGACAAUGUAUCUCCAGUCUGAAAGUCUGUGAUGGAACUAUUGACUGUGAGGACAGCUCUGAUGAGAAGAUGUGUUGUGGUGAGGAGGAGUUCCAAUGUGCUGUAACCAAGAAGUGUAUCCGGAGAAAUAAAGUUUGUGACGGAGAAGCGGAUUGUGGAGACUCCAGUGAUGAACUGCCCCCUGAGUGUGAACCCAACGGUCUACCUCAUGUUGGAACAGGAAGUGAGGCAGCAACCGCUGCAACUUCUACCUAUCUGAUAGCAAUCUUUGCCGCACUCAUUUCUAUGUUUGUUAUAAGUUUGCUAGUUUACUACUGUAAGAGAAGAGCUGGAGCUAAUACCAGUGCUGAGGAUCAGGACGCAACAUGUCCUCUGGCCUCUAGACCUAGUGGAGAUAUUGCUGGAACUCUGCCGAUGGACCGAGGACGAGGGUUGGGUUCGGAACCAUGUUUAAACUCCGGAGCAAGUGUUAUGUCUCCCGUUGAUGGAAGUAGCAAUGGUUUGCUUUAUGAUAGGAGUCAUGUAACGGGAGCUAGUAGUACUGCAGGUACUAGUAGUAGUGGCAACUAUCCAGGACAUGGUCCUCCCCCUUCACCCGCUACUAGUAUAGGAACCCGGCUUUCUAAGGCAGGUUAUCCCCGCCACAACGGUGGAAAACGUUCUAGCUCCGCCUUCAAUGCUGGAUUACCAACAGGAUAUAGGUUUUAUAAUAGCAGGGGCGGAGCUCCUCCGUGUACUCCCUGCAGUACGGAUAUUAAUGAUGAAUCCGAUAGUUUAGCUUACUCUGCGCUACCUCAUAGACCUCAUUUUACUUCAAGAGCAGGUUCAGUGGUUCAUUCACGGACAGGUUACGACAGUGAAACAUACUGCAUUGAUGAAAUGCAAUACAGUGUACAAGAACUUCCGUCCUUACAGGAGCGGGGUAGAUAUGCUCCUCCUCCCUCAACUCCUCUUUACUUGUCAGAUUACGGAGACCCAGAGACAUCUUGUCCUCCGUCACCGAACACGGAGAGAUCAUUCUUCCUAAACCCUUGUCUUCCGGGUCCUCCGCCCAGUCCUGUUCCUUCUCCAACACUCAAUCAAUCCUUAGAGGAAGAUUUGUAGCACAAUCCAACCCUCACUCACAAAGGAAAACACAAAAAGUAAAUAUUUCUCGAUUGAAAAAAUGCGCCAAAGGUGGUCCAGGACCAGUUUUAUUUGGUGGAUUUUCAUGUUCUGUUAAUUGUAAAUCUGAGCUUCCAUGCUAAAUGUGAUUUUGAUAAAAAUGUUUAUUGCCAUUCUUCUUGUGCCAAUAUCACGUCGAAAAGUAUUUUAGACUAGAUGCAAUAGCAAAAUUAUCUAUAUAAUAUAUAAAUAUAUAUUUUGUAAAUAUU
Messenger RNA from Eurytemora carolleeae, 5580 nucleotides. RefSeq names its product low-density lipoprotein receptor-related protein 6 (gene arr). Gene Ontology annotation, molecular function: protein binding. The coding region runs from base 212 to 5311 and encodes 1699 amino acids. The transcript has 5 exons. NCBI's taxonomy places the organism in Eukaryota, Metazoa, Arthropoda, Copepoda, Calanoida, Temoridae. The record is from RefSeq and is a predicted model, not a curated record.